AUGUCGUCCAAGCACUUUGUGAAUGACCCGACGCAGCUGGUCAACGCCGCGCUACGCAGCUUGACGCUUACCAACCCGAAUGUCGCCCUGGACGCGGAGAACAAGAUCGUGUACCGCCGCCCUUCCGGCGCGCCUGCCCAGGUGUCGAUCGUCUCGGGCGGCGGGUCUGGCCACGAGCCGUCCUUCGCUGCCAUGGUCGGCCCCGGGCUGCUCUCUGGCGCCGUGGCGGGGACCAUCUUCGCCAGCCCCUCGGCGGAGCAGGUGCGGACGGGGAUCGCGGCGAGGGUCGACAGGGAGAAGGGGGUGCUGGUCGUGGUGAUGAACUACACCGGCGACGUGCUCAGCUUCGGCAUGGCCGUCGAGAAGGCCAAGGCGGCCGGGACGGACGUGCAGAUGGUCGUGGUGGGGGACGACGUCGGCGUCGGCAGGGCCAAGGGGGGCAAGGUCGGGCGGCGCGGCAUCGCGGGGACUGUCCUCGUGCUGAAGAUCGCGGGAGCCCUGGCGGCGGCGGGUCGGUCGCUGGAGGAGGUGGCCAAGGUGGCCAGGCUGACUGCCGAUAACCUGGUGAGCGUGGGCGCGAGCCUGGAGCACGUACACGUCCCGGGGCGGGCUGUGGGUGGCCAGGAGGACUCCCUGAAGGCGGGCGAGGUUGAGAUCGGCAUGGGGAUUCACAACGAGGUGGGCUCUAGUCGUGCCGAGCUGGAUCUUCCGGAGCUUGUGGGCAGGAUGCUUGCUCAGCUGCUGGACCAGAACGACAAGGACCGAGCGUUCGUGAACGUGAACUCGAACGAGGUUGUGUUGCUGGUGAACAACUUGGGCGGAGUCAGCGCCUUGGAGCUGGGCGCCAUCACCGAUGAGGUUGUGACGCAGCUGAGCAAGUCCCACAACAUCCAGCCCGUUCGUAUCUUGAGCGGUACUUACAUGACCAGUCUCAACGGGUUGGGCUUCAGCAUCACCCUUCUAAACGUGGUCAACACUGAUAUCGGCGGGCCGGGCAUGAUUGAGCUCCUAGACGCCCCAAGCGAGGUCACAGGAUGGACAGCACCCAUCCAGAAGACUACAUGGGAGGCCAAGAACACAGCUGUUAGAACUGACACAAUAAAGGAGAACCAGGAGAUCAAGCCAAGUGGUCUGACGGUGGAUGUUUCUGGAACCUCCACGGCUCUGACAACUGGACUCGAGAAGGUCAUUGCAGCCGAGCCGGAAAUCACUAGAUACGACACCGUAGUUGGAGACGGCGACUGUGGCAUUGGACUGAAGAGGGGAGCCGAAGCCAUCCUGAAGCACCUCGAACAAAAGCCCCUGACGGGAGACAUCGUGGUUGACUUGGCCUCCAUUGUCCCCGUCGUUGAAAAUAACAUGGACGGCACUUCGGGUGCGCUUUACGCCAUCUUCCUCAACGCACUAGUUCACGCCCUCCGCGGUCAGGGAUCGGGCCAGACAACGCCAAAGGUAUGGGCCGCCGCUCUCAAGCAGACCUGCGAUGCUCUAUCCAGGUACACACCGGCGCGGCCGGGUGACCGAACCCUUGUCGACGCCCUCUACCCAUUCGUGGAUGUUCUUGAGCAGACGGGAGAUGUGAAGAAGGCCGCCGACGCCGCACAAAAGGCUGCGGAGGAGACCAAGGGGAUGCAGGCCAGCUUGGGAAGGUCGGUCUAUGUUGGCGGGAGUGGCUAUGAGGAGGUGCCCGAUCCCGGUGUCUGGGGGCUUGCAACCUUCUUCUUGGGUCUAGCAGGACAAUGA
Molecule: messenger RNA, 1743 nt
Organism: Clonostachys solani
Lineage: Eukaryota; Fungi; Ascomycota; Sordariomycetes; Hypocreales; Bionectriaceae
Source: the annotation of a GenBank genome assembly